Messenger RNA from Lobosporangium transversale, 613 nucleotides. Its product is annotated as S-phase kinase-associated protein 1A-like protein. Gene Ontology annotation, cellular component: nucleus; cytoplasm. Lineage: Eukaryota; Fungi; Mortierellomycota; Mortierellomycetes; Mortierellales; Mortierellaceae. Gene Ontology annotation, molecular function: cullin family protein binding. Gene Ontology annotation, biological process: mitotic cell cycle; SCF-dependent proteasomal ubiquitin-dependent protein catabolic process. The coding region runs from base 118 to 597 and encodes 159 amino acids. The transcript is spliced from 3 exons. The record is from RefSeq and is a predicted model, not a curated record.
CUCUCCUUUUUUCUUUCUUUCUUUUCUUCUCCACUCCUCUGUUUUCUUGCACACCACACCCAUACACGACACAAUAGCCACAUUCGUACCAAACACUAACGCACUCACACAUUUAUAAUGCCAGUAGUUCUUACAUCCCUUGACAACGAGACCUUCAAGGUCGACAAGGAGGUUGCUGAGCGUUCUAUUCUAAUUAAGAAUAUGAUUGAGGACCUUGGUGAAUCUGAAGCUCCUAUUCCUCUUCCCAACGUAUCCAGUGCUGUACUCAAGAAGGUCAUCGAAUACUGUGAGCAUCACCGUAAUGACCCCAUUCAGGUCCAGGAUGAGUCAGAUGACCCCCGCAAGCGCUCGAAUGAUAUUGAGGAGUGGGAUAUGAAGUUUAUGCAGGUGGACCAGGAGAUGUUGUUUGAAAUCAUCCUUGCUGCCAACUAUCUGGAUAUCAAGCCCUUACUCGAUGUUGGAUGCAAGACUGUUGCCAAUUUGAUCAAGGGCAAGACCCCCGAGGAGAUUCGUAAACUCUUCAACAUCGUCAACGAUUUCACUCCUGAGGAGGAAGCUCAAAUCAAGAAGGAGAACGAGUGGGCAGAGGAUCGCUAAAAAAAAAAAAAGGAAU